Molecule: messenger RNA, 1260 nt
Organism: Odobenus rosmarus divergens (Pacific walrus)
Lineage: Eukaryota; Metazoa; Chordata; Mammalia; Carnivora; Odobenidae
Gene: CCDC69
Product: coiled-coil domain containing 69
Exons: 10
Coding region: 1-1260 (419 amino acids)
Cellular component (GO): nucleus; cytoplasm
Molecular function (GO): microtubule binding
Source: RefSeq, a predicted model, not a curated record
AUGGAAGCCGAGUACGGUGACUGGAAGUCUCUGCCACAAUCUACUAAGUACCGGGUGGGGGAUCUCUUCUGCCCUGGCCCAAGGUUGUUAUCAUUUACCGAGAUUCUGGUCACCUGCCUCGGGCGGCGGCACCGCGAACGCCUCGGGCGGCGGCACCGCGAACCCCGCGGGCUUCGCGGAGGCCCUGCUCUUCGGGUAUUUACGGCGCGCGGCCGCCCCAGCUCCGGCUCAAGUCUGCGCUUCCAGGUUCAGUUUCAGGGUCUCGCCGGCAGCCCCGGCCGGCGGGCGCGCGGCGUUCAGCGGGGCCGCGACGGCUGGGUCCUCCGGGGAGCCCCCCGGAGUUGGGAGGUGGCGUCCGGGAGUCCCCGGAGGAGGAUGGGCUGCGGACACAGCAGGCUGAGCUGCUGCAAAGCCCCCAAAAAGAGGCGCCAAAAACCAGAUCAGCCCCCCAGACCAGAGCCACAGGAACUAGGUCCACUCAACGGGGACACAGCCACAGCUGUCCAGCUCUGUGCAUCUGAGGAGGCUGAGGAGUGCCAGAAGGAGAUAACCAGAAUUCUCCAGCAACACGAAGAGGAGAGGAAGAAAUGGACACAACAGGUGGAGAAGGAGAGGGAGCUAGAGCUUCAAGAGAAACUGGAUGAACAGCGAAGAGUCCUGGAGGGAGAGCAUGAGGAGACCCUGCAAGUCCUCCAGGCCUCACAUGAGCAAGAGAAGGAAGCCCUUGCCCACUCCUUCCAGGAGGCCAAGGUGACCCUGCAGGAGACCAUAGAUGGACUGUCCUCACAGCUGGAGGUCUUCCAGGCCAAGAUGAAGAGGGUAGAGGAGUCCAUUCUGAGCCGAGACUAUAAGAAGCACAUCCAGGAUUACGGGAGCCCCAGCCAGUUCUGGGAGCAGGAACUGGAGAGCCUACACUUUGUCAUCGAGAUGAAGAACGAGCGCAUUCACGAGCUGGACAAGCGGCUGAUCCUCAUGGAAACAGUGAAAGAAAAAAAUCUGAUGUUGGAGGAAAAAAUCACCACCCUGCAGCAGGAGAACGAGGACCUCCAUGUCCGGGCCCGCAACCAGAUGGUUAUGUCAAGGCAGCUCUCGGACGACCUGCUUCUCGCCCGCGAGGCCCUGGAGAAGGAGUCCCAGUUGCGGCGACAGCUCCAGCAGGAGAAGGAGGAGCUGCUGUACCGGGUGCUGGGGACUGACGCCUCCCCUGCCUUCCCCUUGGCCUCUGUCACCCCCACCGAGGUCUCCUUCCUCGCCAGCUAG